Messenger RNA from Lolium perenne, 2933 nucleotides. RefSeq names its product protein FAR1-RELATED SEQUENCE 5. Gene Ontology annotation, molecular function: zinc ion binding. NCBI's taxonomy places the organism in Eukaryota, Viridiplantae, Streptophyta, Magnoliopsida, Poales, Poaceae. The record is from RefSeq and is a predicted model, not a curated record. Gene Ontology annotation, biological process: regulation of DNA-templated transcription.
UUACAGGAGCAAAGCGGCGCAUGAGAUCCCCUUGUCAACCUCUCCUCCUCCCGCAUCUCGCUUCUCUAUCCAGCAGGCGGCCGCCGCAGCGCUCCGUCCUCCCCAUCUCAACACACUCCAACGGUAGUUUUCUCUCGCCGUCCAGACCCAAACCCUCCUCUCCUCGCCAAUCCCUCUCCUAUCGUAUCGUCUUGGGGAUUCGGAUCCAGUCCCCUCUGCGGCGCGGCGGCCGGUAUUGACGAGCAAGCGGUUAUCUACAAGUUUGCCAUGACAGGAAUGGUUGCAGAGUUGGAAAAGCCAGGAGCAGAUACAUCAAACGAAUCCGCAAAGAAGAGAGGGAUACACAUUGUAGACGGCGAUGAAGGUUCCACUGUACCAGAGUCGGUUAGCAAAAAGGCCAGUAAAAAUACUGUGGAAACAAUGAUGCCUGCAAGUGAGUUGAGUAAGGAACCUGUUGGAAAACAAUCAAUGGAAGAAGGAAGACCACCAUCAGCUGAUGAUAAUUAUCAGGAACUAUCCUCAGAUAUUAUUGAAAAGAACACAGAUGGACUAUUAGCAGAUGAAGUGUAUGAGGAAACCAAUUCAGUCGUCCAUUCACUGCAGCAAGCUGAAGAACAAAACCACCUGCAUGAUAAUGUGGAAAACAUUGAAAAGGCAAGCAAUAAUACAAGUGAAAGUGAUUCAGACAGCAGCUCAGGAGGUGACUCAGAUAGUGGACUAGGAAAAUACUUUUAUCCUAAAUUUGAGGAAUUGGAGACUGCAAGAAAACCAGAACCUGGAAUGAAAUUCCAAACCCUUGAAGAUGCACACGGAUUCUAUAAUACAUAUGCUCUCCUAAAUGGCUUUGUGGCCAAGCGAGGUUCAAAUUACAAGAGAAAGAAGUAUCACCUAGACUGCAACAGGAGUGGCAAACCAACACUGACUCAGGACCCUAACAAGAAGCGGAAAAGAAAUUCUUUUGAGAAGACAAAUUGCCAAGCAAAGGUGAUAGUGAAGCUCACUAAGGGACAAUGGGAGUUCACAACAGUUCGGAAUGAGCACAACCAUCCGUUAUGUUCAAACCCUUCUCUCACGAACUUCUUCUUGAGCCACAAAAACAUGCCAAUUGAAGAAAAAUCGUUUCUAAAAGUUCUGCAGCAAAGUAGGAUACCUCCCAAUAAAGUUAUGAAGAUUUUUAGGAGAAUGAAAAGCAGUUUUGGAAACAUACCAUUCAAGAAGAAAGAUGCUACCAGUUUACAGAUUGAUGAACAACAUAGAACCGAAAACUCAGAUGUUCAAAAAGCGCUGAAGCUCUUCAAAGAACUGGAGCUGCGGAACCCAUGUUUUUUCUACACGAAGCAAACAGAUAAAGACGACAUUGUCUGCAGUAUUUUCUGGACAGACACAAGGUCAAGGAUGGAUUAUGAAAUUUUUGGAGAUUUCGUGUCUGUUGAUACUACUUAUACCACAAAUAGGCAUAAUUUGCCCUUUGCUACCAUUGUUGGAAUAAAUAACCACGGGAGGACCCUCUUGUUAGGAUGCGCCCUACUACAUGAUAGGAAAGCUGAAACCUUGAAGUGGAUGUUCCAAACACUUUUGGAAGUGAUGGGAGGAAAAAUACCAGGAUCAGUCGUGACAAGCCAAGAUGAAGCUAUGGCAAAAGCAAUUGUAGAGAUCAUGCCACAAGUGAGGCACAUGUUUUGCAAAUGGGAUGUAAUGGGGAAAGCACAUGAAAGGAUAGCAGCCUUCAUGGCAGCAAGGGGUAACAUAAAAGCAGAGCUGCAUAGCUUAGUUGACAACUCACUUACAGAAACGGAAUUCGAAGAAGGAUGGAUUUCACUUAUGCAGAGAUACAAUGCAAGUGAAAACGAGUACCUACAGUUCAUGUGGCGAAUAAGAAAAAUCUGGGUCCCUGUUUAUUUCAGACAUGAUUUCUAUCCAUUUGUCCAGUCACUCGGAUGUGGCGAAGGUACAAAUUUGUUAUUCAAAGACUCCGUGCUUCCAAAGGACAGCAUAGAGAAGUUCAUCGAAAGAUAUGAGGAGAUACAAAAGAAGACGAUACAAACGGAUGACGAAGAUAGACAGCAAGCAGGAACUGUACCUUCAUGCUUCUCAUUGCAGCCAAUAGAAAAGCAUGCAUCUAAUAUUUACACAAGGCAAAUAUUCCUGAAAGUACAGAGGGAACUACUCCAUUCUACUGCAUUCAACGUGCAGGAGGUACAAAGGGGGGCUGUCUACCGACUGGAGAAGGUUUUCAACUACCAGAACGCAGAGUUUGAUAGAAAAUAUUUUGAAGUGCUAGUUGAACCUGGCAGCAGUGCGUUCAUAUGCCAAUGUGCAAAGUUUGCCAGAGAUGGAAUACUGUGCUGCCACAUAUUCAGGCUCUUCACACAGUUUGGAAUCAAUGAAAUACCAGGGCAAUACAUAGUUCCCAGAUGGACUGAUAAAUUCAAAGAAGAGAAGGAAAAGCAGUACAGGCAAAAAUGCUUGGAGAAGACAGACAGUACAACAAGAUAUGCCAUGUUAAUGAGUAAAAUGGCUGACCUCGGCAAGAAAAUAUGUGGUGAUGGCGCAAAAUGCAACACAUUUAUGCUAGAGUUUGACAGUAUUCAAGAAAGGUUGUUAAUGUCCCAAGGAGAAUCCUCACAACAGUGACAGUUAAACAUCACGUCUUCUGGACUAGGGCUCAGGCAACAGGAGCAUUUAUCUAACUUUGUCCAUGUCCAGGUGAAUGCUCUUGUCCAGGAUGAAGGAUAAUAGUAGUUAGCAUGGUUUAGUUUAUUUAAGUAAUUUAGAGAUGAGAGUAGAGGAGAACUGUAAAGUCAAGGUGGAGACAUAGUUUCGAGAGUUUAUUCAUGCCAGUAGAUCAUGUGAUAGAUCUGGCAGCACUGUGGGAAAUGCUCACGAGGCUGAAAUAAUCCCUAAUCGUUGUUUCUCGUUUUGUUUGACCUUCA